Oppiella nova is the source of this 1077-nucleotide messenger RNA. NCBI's taxonomy places the organism in Eukaryota, Metazoa, Arthropoda, Arachnida, Sarcoptiformes, Oppiidae. The record is from the annotation of a GenBank genome assembly.
AUGUUGAACAAGAAGAAAGUGAGUCAUUUGGUGGUGGACUCGGGGGCCUUCAUAGCCGGCACUCAGAUCCAGGAUUUGGGCGAAAAGAUCUAUACUCUGCCGCAAGUGGUCGAUGAGAUCAAAGACCAAAACACACGAAACAGACUUCAGUUCAUCGCUUAUGAACUCAAAUACAGAGAGCCAUCCGAAGAGGACAUUAAAGCUGUCAUCAGUUUCGCCAAAAAGACCGGCGAUUACUGUCAGUUGUCGGCAACUGAUCUCAAAGUGAUUGCUCUGACGCUAAGACUCGAGAAAGAGGUGAAUGGAGACAAACAUAUCAGACAUGAGCCACAAGUGACACAAGUCUUGAAGAAGACUCAUUCGGAAGCAAAUGAAUCAAUGGUUGGGUUUUAUGUCAAUAAAAAUGAUGACAAAUCGGAUGAUACUAAAAGCGAAGGCAAUUGUGCGGAGAAUGCAAAAGAGGUGACCGAAGAAGCGAUUGGAAGCGAUGGCGAAGAGGAGGAAGAAGAGGAUUCAGAGGAGGGUUGGAUUACACCUCAUAAUGUGGAAGAGAUUAGAAGACAAAUGAUGGGAAUGAAAGUGGACGACGAAGUGGAGGAAGUGGUGUCGGUCGGGUGUCUGACCGGAGACUAUGCGAUGCAAAACGUCUUAUUGCAGAUGGGAUUGAAAGUGAUUAACAUUAAGGACGGACUUCGGAUUAGAUCCACAAAACAGUUUGUGUUUCGAUGUUUCGCGUGCCUUAAGAUCAGCACAAAGACAUGCAAUGAUUUUUGCCACAAUUGCGGUAAUUUGAAGACUUUAAAACGCGUGGCGCUGACCGUCAGGGAUGACGGGACUAAAGAGGUUCACAUAAACUUCAAGAAACCCAUUAAUAUCAGAGGCACUGCGAUAAGUGACGGGUGUGGGUUCCGACCGUUCCUACUCUUUUUUCCCGUGUUGACGCAGAAUAUACUCAAAGACCCCGAUUAUGUGAAUCGAUUGAAUCCCUUUGCGAUUAACGACGUCUACAGCAGAAGCUCUCGGAUUAACGCAAAUAUUCGGCGAACCGUUAAUCCGAAUGAAACGCGACGACCGACU